Messenger RNA from Phialemonium atrogriseum, 1343 nucleotides. Its product is annotated as putative dioxygenase. NCBI's taxonomy places the organism in Eukaryota, Fungi, Ascomycota, Sordariomycetes, Cephalothecales, Cephalothecaceae. The record is from RefSeq and is a predicted model, not a curated record. The transcript is spliced from 2 exons. Gene Ontology annotation, molecular function: oxidoreductase activity. The coding region runs from base 157 to 1269 and encodes 370 amino acids.
AGAUAAGGUUCACCUGAAAACCCCCUCUUCCAUCUCGUGCUAGAAAAGAAUAAAUAAACUGGUACCCUCUCUAGUUUUGUCACAACCUGGCACCUCCCUUCCAAGCACCUUUGAUCUAAGAAGACACACCUCGGGUCUACUCCUAAGAACACCUCCAUGGCUUCCGAGGCGGUUAUCAAACCCAUCGUCCAUCCUGAGGGAUCAGGCAUUGACUUCGGAGCCGUUGUCUCCAACGUUGAUAUCGAAAACCUUACUGAUGCCGACUUUGACGCUAUUCAUGACGCGCUUUUCGAGCACCAGGUUCUGGUCUUCAAGAACCAGAGUCACGUCUCUCCCAGAGCACAGUAUGAGAUGACGCAGAAGUUCGACCCCGCGGCCACAGGCUCGUACGGACAUGGCAAAACUCUAGACGCGAAACGCUCCGUCCUGCACCCCGACUUGAAGACCAUCCCGCACCAGCCACAAGUUCAAGUCAUCGGCAACGGCUUCGUCGAGGAGUAUGAAGGCCUGAAGAACAUUCACCUUCGCCACCCCCAUCACCGCAGCUUCCAUGCCACCGCUAUUCCUGCUGAAGACGAUCUGGAUUUCACACGGUUCUACAGAUGGCAUAUCGACGCUGCUCUGUACGGUCUCGCGCCUCCCAUCGUGACGUCCCUUCUCGCAGUGCGCGUCCCCGGCGGCCGUACUCAGACGGUUCGCUACGACGACGAUACUGGUGAUGAACUGACGGUCCCUCUGGGCACCACGGCUUUUGUAUCUGGCUACGCCAUGUACGACCUUCUCUCUCCUCAAGAACAAGAGUUCGUCCGCACGACCAGGGUCGAGUACGCCCCGCAUCCGUACGUGUGGAUGAGUGGCGCGAAGUCCCGCUCUGACGGCCUCGGCAUGCUUUCGGAGGACAGGGAGAUACCGUUGACGGACUUGCCGCCCAUCGAGGAGGCCAAGAUCCAGAUCCUGCCCAUGUGCUGGCGCAACCCGUGCACCAGCCGCCUUGCUUUGCAGGUUCAUCCGUCCGCUGUACGGAAGCUGCACUUGGCAGAUGGCACUGUGGUUGAGGACCUUGCCACGGUUCGUGACAUAGUCUACCGCCUCCAGCGACCAGGUAUCGCUCCUAAGAUGGUGUACGCGCACGAUUGGGAACAAGGCGACUUUGUUCUCUUCCAUAACCGUGGUCUGAUCCAUUCUGUCGUGGGUGCCUUUACAGAGCACGAAGUUCGUUUGUUUCGACAGUGCAACAUUGCUGCCAGUUACCUUCCUCAAGCGCCUUAGGUAAUUAUUGCGUCGAUUUUUCUAGUUAGUUUGCUUUGGUAUCUAUCUUAGCAGUAUCUCCAAGCCCAUUCCUU